This is a messenger RNA of Zophobas morio, 1064 nucleotides long. RefSeq names its product G1/S-specific cyclin-E1-like. Gene Ontology annotation, cellular component: cytoplasm; cyclin-dependent protein kinase holoenzyme complex; nucleus. NCBI's taxonomy places the organism in Eukaryota, Metazoa, Arthropoda, Insecta, Coleoptera, Tenebrionidae. The transcript is spliced from 9 exons. Gene Ontology annotation, molecular function: cyclin-dependent protein serine/threonine kinase regulator activity. Gene Ontology annotation, biological process: mitotic cell cycle phase transition; regulation of cyclin-dependent protein serine/threonine kinase activity. The coding region runs from base 357 to 971 and encodes 204 amino acids. The record is from RefSeq and is a predicted model, not a curated record.
AACUUAAAAACAAACAUAGAAUUAGUUUAAAAGAAAACUGUAUUAAUAGCAGUACAGCCAAUGAAACUAUUGGCCCUUUUAAUGAAGUUCCCAAUAGCGUGACUUACAACUGCUUGUGUGUUUCACUUAAUCAUGAAGUAAUUUGUAUAUGUUCGGAAUCUGCAGAAUACCAGGAAUGGCUGUGGUGGUUUCAAAAAGAGAAAAAAACGCAGCCCUCGCUUAACUACUUCCUCCAACAUCCAAGCUUAAAGACAGAAUACCGAGAAAUACUAGUUGAAUGGCUGAGCGAAGUUUGUUUAGAACACAGACUUCAAUCAGAAACUUUUUUUUUAGCGGUGAACAUUUUUGAUCGAGUCAUGAGUUGUGAAUGCAACGUGGAUACUUCAGUCUUGCAACUUUAUGGCACUUCAGCUCUUUCUCUUGCCUGCAAAUUCCAAGAACUAAAGCCCCUGCCUCCUAGCAAGUUAGCGGGAUUAACUUUAGGGGCCUGUACCACUGAAGCUGUGAUUAAACUGGAGUGCGUGAUGCUAAAUAUGCUCUCCUGGAACUUAAUAACGCCCACGUCAGCUUCAUGGGUUAUAGCCUGCCUGAAGUCCAAUAUAGGAGAAUCCUUUGCUCUACUCGAUAACGAACAAUACUUAAAAGAAAAAUUUGAAUUAAAUCCUCGUCAACUAAGCGAUUACAAUAAAGCAAUGGAGCUAAUUACGUUUGGGAUCAUGUCUAUUGAAUAUAAUAGAUUUCCUGCAUCUAUAGUGGCUUAUUCAGCACUAGAUCUCACUAGAUCCAGAACUAAAACAAAGGGUCUAAAUCCUUCGCACUGGUACUCAAAAGAGAUUUUUGAAAGUUGCAAGGUGUGGCUAAAGCAGUUCAUGCCUUUAAUAAGAAAACGUCACUUUAUUAAAAAUGAGGAUCUGAUUCAUCGCCAUCCUGAGAACUUGUUAUCCUCAUUUAAAAGUUUAAAAUGCAAAUAAUUGACUACCCUGCUUUAUAAAAAUUGCAGUAUGGACUGCAGCGACUCUAAAAAUCAAGAUGCACUUUGAAAGAAAAAAGGCGUAACAGAAAUU